Orbilia oligospora ATCC 24927 is the source of this 4350-nucleotide messenger RNA. RefSeq lists its product as uncharacterized. The transcript has 2 exons. Gene Ontology annotation, molecular function: inositol hexakisphosphate kinase activity. The record is from RefSeq and is a predicted model, not a curated record. Bases 1 to 4350 code for a protein of 1449 amino acids. Lineage: Eukaryota; Fungi; Ascomycota; Orbiliomycetes; Orbiliales; Orbiliaceae. Gene Ontology annotation, cellular component: cytoplasm; nucleus. Gene Ontology annotation, biological process: inositol phosphate biosynthetic process; phosphatidylinositol phosphate biosynthetic process.
AUGCAACCUGACCCUUCCCCGAAAUCUCCAAAGGACCACACGGCCCCUCAUGGCUACCGAAUCCCUUUGAAGUCCCGAGCGUCGUCUGGAUCCUCGAUUUCCUCGUCCGAAUCGUCUUCUAAGGUGUUUUCUGUCUUCGCCAAUGUCGCGAGAUGGAAGCCGGGGAGCAGUACCAGCACUACUUCAACCACAACCACAACCACUUCCUCCACAAAGAAAUACGAUCAUGCAACGGAGACCGUCACGACUCCUACCCCCAUCAUCUCCACUACUACCACCACCGCUACCACUACUAUCCCUCCAACAGUUUCUUUCUCUCCCCUAUCCUUGUCAGCCGACCCGAUAACACCUAUUUCCGAUCGAGGUGACUUAUUUGCCGUUGCUGAGCCGCCUUUUCCUCCUUCUACAUCCAUCAUAUCCCGUCCUAGUUUGCUCCGAACCGUGUCUACGACACCGCCAUCCGAUACCGACACCGAUUCUCCAGGUGUUAUUGGUUCCUUACCUGCAGCUACACAAAGAGACGGCAGAGAUAAAGCCUCAGGUGUGGUUACACGAACUUCCAACACAGAGUCGCAUGACUUUGACCUUCCAAUAUCACCUCCACCGUCGGUACCCCGCCGGUCCCUAUCUAUGCCCAUGGAGGACUCUACUUCACCCCGCAAACCAAAAUCCUCCCAGUCCAUGAAGUCUAUGUCGCGGUUCAUACUACCGUCGUCGGUGACUCAUGACCCUGCCGGUGGCCUUUUGGCCGGUAAUAUCGGGGGUGAAGGUUUUCACAAGGUGCUGCCACCCUUUAUAAGCCCGGCUGACAGCCCAAAUCGGGUAGCUACACCUGAUGCCGGUGGCACCGAAAGCCUGCGAAGUAUCUCUUCGAAGGAAACCUUAAAGGAUGGACGGUCUUCAGGCCGAACGUCUAGCUUUGAUUACGCUAGCCGUGCUGCUAGCGAGGAUAGCUCAAGGCGAAGUCAACGAACAGAUGCUUCCGAAAAGAGGAAAUCGAUGGUUGGAAAAGCCAUCGCUGAUGCCAAGUCGGAAACGACUUCACGCAGCCGAAAGUCCAGCCAAACAUUGAGAUUGUUUAAAGAGGGAAAUCCAGUCGAUGAUCGGGAGCGCCGGGAACGUAAGGAGCGAGAGAAGAUCCAGCGCUUACGUGAAGCUUCAAAAUCUCGUGAUGAUGUUUUCAAUAUUCCCGAGGAAGCAAUCGACGUUUCACAUGAGACCUCCCGACCCAAACUCCACUCAGGCUUCCAAUCGCAGGAAUAUUUAUCCAAAACUGAAGAAAUAUCUUCAAGCAAGAGAUGGGAAAAGGCACCCGUUAGUGGUGAACCUGAAGCUACCGUUGUUUCUGCACCUAAUACUGCUGCAAGUAUAUCUGAUAGUUCUCAAAAGAAUACCUUCCCUGCUCCUCAAACCAGUGAUACCCGUGUUCCUACUGCUCCUGCUGUACCAUCUCAUGCAUCUGUGCCACCGUCGUCAUCGCCCGUGAAUAGACAGUCGUUUGGUGAGUCUGACGUCGCCAACAAUGCCGCCAAGUUCCAACCAGUCCAAUAUCCACUUCCUCCGGGAGGACUCACACGCCUUAGACAGCAGUCCCUGUUGGAAGCUAAUCUAAACAAUCCUUAUCAGCUUUCUCCCUCCGCUGUCGUUGAAAAAACGACAUCGGUUGAACAAGAAGUUGGGCCCAAAGGAGAGACACGUGGCGCUUCUGAUUCAACGCGAGAGGAAGAAGAAGCCGAAGCGUCCCCUAGAGAUGAGGAUGAGGACGAAGAUUCUGAGAAAGAACAGUUGUAUUCUGCCUUGUACAUCCCUCACAAAACACCUUCCAUUGACCCCAAAAGACUUUCUUUUCAUCAUGAUGGCGAGAUUUUGUCCGAGGGUAGUCCGUCAUCGCCCGGACUACGCCUUUCAGAACUAGAUCUUGACGACACUGAGCCAACGGAAUUUGAUUUUGAUGGCAGUACCACGCAUUUGAAAGGCAAGCGACAUACUGUUGAUGGGAAAAGCGCAGAUUUUGAGGUGAAAAUCGUUGCAACAACGGAUCAACCUGCACAUGGAGUCAAACACCAGCAUGAAAUAUCUGUUGCUGAAGUCCUGACCACUGAGACCCCCAUAUUUGAUAGCGGGAUUACGCAGGAACCGUCUUCGCUGAGUCGACAUGAUAGCUUCGAGUCCGACUUCGAUACUCAAUCUGGCUACUCUUCCUUCUCGUCAAGGCGAAACUCUGACACAGAGUUUUACGACUCGACGGACCAUGACGAUGCUAAUACGCCUACCGCUACUCCCAAACAGGCCCAUCAGUCAAAACAUCAUCGACACCACCACCACCACCAUCAUCACCAUCGGACGUUUACCGACGAAUCCCAAAUCCCGCCGCCGCCACCACUCGGAGCUGUCGAAUUGAAGCCAUAUAAUCACCAGGUUGGAGGGCACACAGCAUUAUAUCGCUUCUCUAGAAAAGCCGUUUGCAAGAGUUUGAACAAUCGCGAAAAUGAGUUCUAUGAGGCAAUAGAAGGAACCCACCAAGAACUCUUACAGUUCAUGCCUAGGUAUAUCGGCGUCUUAAAUGUUACUUUCCGAAAGGCACCAAAGCGCAAGAAGACACGAAAAGAAACGGACAAGAGUACCAGUGUUGAUAAGCUUGAAACCAAGCCGGAUCAAAAGGCGACAGAUGAAGCCCAGAAGCCUCCCCAGAAGCUGAGUCUUUUUAAUAGCCAUGGCGACUCUGCAGGUUCAAAGGACACGGGUACUUCAGCGCAAGCUUUACCCUUGCCGCAAGUCGUUCUGGAGAACAAUCGACACAUAAUCCCGGAAAACCUAUUCCGUUUCUCCAGCAGCGCACCGUCGCAGAAGGGUAUGGGCGACGACAAUGAUGCAACUUCGACCAAUCAUAACGAAACGACUUUCAUCAAGGGCGUCGCCGAUCCUGGGUCGCCAGGCUUGGACUUGAGCGGAACUGGGUGCCACAGCCCGAAACGUGUCUGGGCAUCAACGGGCGCCACUACGGUCAACCGAAAGUUGCAGGAACAAGUUCUACGAGAAGUUUUUGGGGGUCCAUUAUCGCAUCACCAUCAUCACCACCGGCACGGGCAUCCACGGCACCGAUCCUCUUCCUCGAUUUCGCAUGUUCGUAGGAGCGCUGGGAGACGUAGUAGCACUGACAUGGACGUCCACCAUACUGCUUUAGUUGGUGGCGAAGAUCUGAGAAAAACACGUUCGAAGGACGAAACUGACAUCCAUGGCGGAAUUGCCGGCGAAAGUGAGCCCGAGCAACCCCUCCGAAGGAGAUUAUCCAAGACGCGGUGUUCCGGGUUGCGACGUGCGGAGCGCGAUUUCUCAUACGGCAACGAUGACGAAGGAUAUAAAGGUGAUAUGGAAGAAGGAGGGGAAGUGUUUUCGUUUGAUGAGGAAUCCCAUCAUGUAGGAAGUUUUCAGGCCAAGCCAAAAUGGACGGAUCGUCUCUUUGAUAAGAGAGCUUCCACAGCCCCUGCUUCGCCAGCUGUAAGGCCGUCGGACAGUAAAACACCAGAAAUUCCUACCGUUCUACCGGAGCUAGAUGCCCAACCUGAGCCCGAGAAACGAGAGGAACCCGUUGACAACCCGGAACCGACUUCAGCUGCAUUGGCUACCCCCGAAGCACCCGUUGAUCGAGUUGAAAAAUUCUUGUUACUAGAGGACCUGACCGCUGGGAUGAAACAUCCUUGUGUUCUUGACUUGAAGAUGGGAACACGGCAGUACGGUAUUGAUGCAGAUGAAAAGAAACGCGCAUCCCAGAGGAGGAAAUGCAAGCUCACAACCUCACGACAACUGGGUGUUAGGCUCUGCGGCAUGCAAGUGUGGAACGAAGACAAACAUGCAUAUCACUUCGAAGAUAAGUACAAGGGCCGGGAUAUCAAAGCGGGAUCAGAGUUCCAGACUGCUCUUGCUAGGUUCCUGCACAGCCCUGAGAACAUCAAACGCUGCGUUCCUAUUAUCCUAAAGAAACUGGCUGAGUUGGAAGAGAUCAUUAAGGGUUUGCCCGGGUAUAGGUUUUAUGCCUCGAGCUUAUUAAUGCUCUACGAUGCCGGAGAAAGAGGCAAAGGCGCGGGAAUCGAUAUGAGAAUUGUGGAUUUCGCCAAUUGUGUUACGGACGAGGAGUUGCCUCCCGAGACGAAGUGUCCACCAAAGGAAAGGAAUGGGGUGGACAAAGGAUAUCUUAGAGGAUUAAGAGCCUUGCGUGUUUAUUUUACUAAAAUAUGGAAAGAAACUGUCGAAGCAACUGUAAGAGAGGAGAGGGGCGACGUGGUGAUGUUUGGAAGAGGUAGGGCUAUUGAGGAUGUCUGGAUGGAUAAUGAUGGUGAUGUUUCCACGUAA